AUGUUGUCAUCUGCAGGUAAGAAGAAAAGGAUAAUUAUAUUAAAGAAAACAGAUGCCCCAAAUUUGAGAGUUGUUGCCAAGAGAGAGUCUGAUGUCAGCAUUUACCAGGAAAAUAUUUCGACGAUCCUUCUCAAUACAAACGCGACCCCCAUCCGUUCGAGAUCAAGUCUCGGAUACACUUGCUGCUUCUGCCCUAACCAAUACCAAAGUCCAGCUGAACUUAAAGAACACUCACAACAACACACAGCGUCAACUAAAGCUUAUUUCAUGUCUGGUGUGUCCAUAUACGAUUUUUCAGUUAAAUUAGACAUAACUGAUUUGAAAUGCACUAUCUGUGAUACUCCCGCACCAACCAUCCAGGAUAUGACUGAACAUUUACAAGAAAAGCACAACAAAAAAUACAAUAGAAGUGCCAAUAAUUAUAUAAUUCCUUUUAAAUUUGACGCUGAUGUAUUAAAAUGUAUCAUUUGUAAGAAGAUAUUCAAUAACUUCAAAGUCCUGACCGAGCAUAUGAACAGCCAUUUUGAAAAUUGUAUGUGUGAAGUUUGUGGCGCUAGUUUCGUUACACGGAAGACUUUGAAAAGACAUGUCUACAGACAUGAAACUGGUCAUUUUUCUUGUAAGUUUUGCAGUAAAAAUUUUGUGACGAAAGUUAGAAAAAUUGAACAUGAAAAAGCUGUCCAUAUAUACAUGAAUAGAAGGAACAAAUGUGGUUUUUGCGGAGAAAAGUUCACAGAUUAUACCAAGAAGAAUGAUCAUGAAGUCGAAAAGCAUGGAGUCAAUCCGCUGGUAAUAAACUGUAAAUAUUGCAAUAGGAAAUAUUCUAAUCAAAGAGCUUUAACAGUACACCAGAAAGCUGUACAUUUGUUGGUGAACAAAAAAACUGCAAUG
Molecule: messenger RNA, 891 nt
Organism: Brenthis ino (lesser marbled fritillary)
Lineage: Eukaryota; Metazoa; Arthropoda; Insecta; Lepidoptera; Nymphalidae
Source: the annotation of a GenBank genome assembly